GUACGGUCGAAGUAUUUUCCGGUACGGCUGGCGGCAACCAAUUCCUUCUCCCAAAGGCAUUUGCAACCAGCCCCAGUAUUUAGGCGGCGGCGGCUAAUGAUACGGAAGCGCCGGGGGCAUUAAACAGUAGAUCUCGGAAUCUCGUGAAUAAUCGCACAGAUAUAUUGCUAGAUCGUCGGUGUGCUGAGAAUUCUAAUGGGCACUCAUGAGGAAGAUCGAUUUCUUCUCGAAGGCGGCCUUCUCUAUCAGAAUGAGAGCAGCAGAAUCCACACAGGAGAUGGUUCGGUUGACAGGAAAGGGAACCCUGCAGUGAAGAGCAGUACUGGAAACUGGAGAGCUUGUCCCUUCAUUCUUGGUACGGAGUGUUGUGAACGAUUGGCUUACUAUGGAAUUGCUACAAAUCUUGUUAGCUACCUUACGAAAAAGAUGCAUGAAGGGAAUGUUAGUGCUGCAACAAGUGUCACAACUUGGCAAGGCACCUGUUACCUCACACCUCUUAUUGGUGCUGUCCUUGCGGAUGCUUAUUGGGGAAGAUAUUGGACGAUUGCUGUCUUCUCCACUAUUUAUUUCAUUGGAAUGUGCACAUUGGCUCUAUCUGCAUCUGUUCCCGCUUUAAAGCCAGUUGAAUGUUUGGGUUCUUUUUGUCCCAAUGCCACUCUUUCCCAAUACGCUGUGUUCUUUGUUGGCCUAUAUCUUAUUGCACUAGGGACUGGUGGGAUUAAACCAUGCGUGUCUUCAUUUGGUGCCGAUCAGUUUGAUGAUACUGAUUCAAGAGAGAGGGUCAAAAAGGGUUCCUUCUUCAAUUGGUUCUAUUUCUCCAUCAACAUAGGUGCUUUAGUUUCCAGUAGUUUGAUAGUGUGGAUACAAGACAAUGCAGGAUGGGGACUCGGAUUCGGUAUUCCUGCACUGUUCAUGGCACUUGCUAUUGCCAGUUUCUUUGCUGGAACUCCUCUAUACAGAUUUCAGAAACCCGGUGGGAGUCCUAUCACAAGAGUGUGCCAGGUCUUGGUUGCUUCAUUCCGCAAGUGGAAUGCAACAGUCCCUAUUGAUAGCAGCCUGUUGUAUGAAAGUCAAGACAAAGUUUCUGCAAUCGAAGGGAGUAGGAAGCUGUUGCACACUGAUGAGUUAAGAUGCCUUGACAAGGCAGCAGUGAUAUCGGACACUGAUCUGAAAACAGGGGAUUAUUCCAAUGCAUGGCGCCUCUGCACAGUAACGCAGGUAGAAGAAUUAAAAAUAUUGAUCCGCAUGUUCCCCAUAUGGGCAACUGGGAUAGUGUUCUCCGCAGUUUAUGCCCAAAUGUCAACACUGUUUGUAGAGCAAGGGAUGAUGAUGGACACUUCCAUUGGUUCCUUCAACAUCCCUGCUGCCUCUCUAUCCUCUUUUGAUGUCAUCAGCGUCAUCGUCUGGGUCCCACUCUACGAUGCCAUCCUCGUCCCCAUCGCAAGGAAGUUCACUCGGAAGGAAAGAGGGUUCUCUGAAAUCCAACGGAUGGGUAUCGGGCUCUUCAUCUCUGUCCUAUGCAUGUCAGCUGCUGCAUUGGUCGAGAUCAAACGGUUACAGGUUGCCCAACACUUCAGUCCGGACGACCAAGUGAUCCCCACACCGGUCAGCAUCUUCUGGCAGGUUCCUCAGUACUUCUUACUGGGUGCUGCCGAGGUCUUCACGUUCAUCGGGCAGCUGGAGUUCUUCUACGACCAAUCGCCCGAUGCCAUGCGAAGCUUGUGCAGCGCGCUGUCGCUCCUCACCAACGCGUUGGGCAAUUACUUGAGCUCAUUUAUUUUGACCGUGGUAACUUCUAUCACUACCCGAGGUGGUAAACCAGGAUGGAUUCCUGAUAACUUGAACGAUGGCCAUCUGGAUUACUUCUUCUGGCUAUUGGCUCUCCUAAGCUUCCUCAACAUGCUUGUCUACAUCUUCUGUGCCAACGCUUACAAAUCAAAGAAAGCUACUUAAGUGGGCCCAGCCGUUGACAUAUACUAUGAUGCACACUUGGCACGAUUCUGGUCGUUUCAUGCCACGUCACUCAUUACUGUACAGCCUGUCGCUCCGGGGAAUGGAUGAAUGAGUGAAGUAAAGGUUAGAAACUUUGGUGUACCAUUAAUUAGAAACUUACUUGAGUAUCUUUAUUAUGUACCAAGUACUUUCAUCAUUCAAAUUCAAUUUGUUUAUGGUAUGUUUGGGAACAUGGAUUUGGAUUUCAAAUCUGGAUUUGGCUCAAAUUCCAUGUUUGGGAAACUUAAAAAUUUUAAAUUUGGAUUUGAGUCAAAUUCUCCUCAUUCAUAACAAAGCUUAAUUUGAAAUUCAUGCACCACCCCUUGUCAUUUGAAAUUCAAGAUUUCAAAUUUUGGAAUUCAAAUGCAUGAAUUGAAAUGAAAUGCUAGUUGCCAAACACUACCUUAAUGAAAUGUGUGUUUUAAA
Cuscuta campestris is the source of this 2418-nucleotide messenger RNA. The record is from the annotation of a GenBank genome assembly. NCBI's taxonomy places the organism in Eukaryota, Viridiplantae, Streptophyta, Magnoliopsida, Solanales, Convolvulaceae.